AUGUGCACGGGGCGCUGCUCACGGCUUGUGGGGCUGGCGCUGGUGCCCAUGGCGCUGGGCUGCAUCGUGGCCAACAUCCUGCUGAUGUUCCCCAACGGGGAGACGGGCUGGACCGAGCACCUCACCCUGCAGGUCUGGCUGAUGGGCGGCCUGGCCGGCGGGGGGCUCAUGGCCGCUGGGUCCCCCCGUCUGUCCAACCGGCCGUCCCUGCACACACCCGGCCACGUGUCCCUCCGCACUUUGUCCCGCCCCAUGUCCCCCCUGUCUGUUCUACGUCCCCCGUCUGUCCGUCCCUCCGAGCCACGUCUCCCCAUCUGUGUGCGCCUGUCCCACAUCUCCCCAUCUGUCCUGCAUCCCCCCCGUCUGUCCCUCUGUUCCGCAUCUCCCCGUCUGUCUGUCCCUCCGAGCCACGUUCCCCCCCGUCUGUCCUGCAUCUCCCCGUCCCUCUGCGCCUUGUCCCUCCGUCUGUCCCAUGUCCCCCCAUCUGCCUGUCCCUCCGCGCCUUGUCCCCCCAUCUGUGUGCGCCUCUGUCCCGCAUCUCCCCGUCUGUCUGCCCCUCCGCGCCUUGUCCCCCGUCUGUCCCUCUGUCCCACGUCUCCCCGUCUGUCUGUCCCUCUGCGCCUUGUCCCUCCGUCUUCCCGCAUCCCCCGUCUGUCUGUCCCUCCGAGGCGCAUCCCUCCAUCCCGCGUCUCCCCAUCUGUCCCUCCGAGGCGCGUCCCUCCGUCUGUCCCAUGUCCCCCCCAUCUGCCCGUCCCUCCGUGCCUUGUCCCCCCGUCUGUGUGUGCCUCUGUCCCGCGUCUCCCCAUGUCUGUCCCUCCACGCCUUGCCCCUCCGUCUGUCCCACAUCCCCCGCAUCUGCCCGUCCCUCUGCGCCUUGUCCCUCCAUCUGUCCCAUGUCCCCCCAUCUGCCCGUCCCUCCGAGCCACGUCCCCCCCAUCUGUCUGCCCCUCCGUGCUGCGUCCCCCAUCUGUCUGUCCCUCCCCGCAUGCUAUGUUCCCACCUCUUUGUCUGCCUGGCCCUCUAUCCCUGCGCACAUCCCCACCCCGACCCGGUCUCUCUGCCCCCCUCCCUCGGGUGCUGCCAGCAUGUGGGGCGUGGGGGGAAAGGGAAGAUGCGGUGAUCGCCGGGGGUUGCUCCAGGGUACGCGUUGUUUGGCGGCCCUGUGUGCGUCACGGACAUGCGACCCGUGGGGAGAGACAUGCUCAUCGGAUUCCCUCCCGGGGAGACCCGGGGCCAAGUCGCGGAGAAGCUCCAGCGAGAGCUUCGAGGACCGAACCUUGACUCCUUCGCCCGCCCCGCAUUGGCCAAGCGACAGCCCCCAGCUGGCGGGUGAAGACAUGAGGUGCUUGAGGGGUCCGGCACGCUCUCGGAGUUGCUCCUGGGACACUGGGUAAAGGCCGGGGCGUGGCACAGACUCUGUGAAUCGGUGACGGGGGUACGCAUUGGACGAGGACCCAAAGACAUCCCCGCCCCCAGAUACCUUGCGCGGAAACUUUGCUUGGGCUGGUUUCCGCUGCAGGUCUGUAUCCCACCUCUACCACCAACAGCGUCCCGACCUGCCCCUUCCUGGGCACGGCCACCCCGGGGUCCGUGGCUC
This is a messenger RNA of Terrapene triunguis (Three-toed box turtle), 1597 nucleotides long. Its product is annotated as vegetative cell wall protein gp1-like. Lineage: Eukaryota; Metazoa; Chordata; Testudines; Emydidae. The coding region runs from base 1 to 1281 and encodes 426 amino acids. The record is from RefSeq and is a predicted model, not a curated record. The transcript has 3 exons. Gene Ontology annotation, cellular component: membrane.